Molecule: messenger RNA, 1243 nt
Organism: Menidia menidia (Atlantic silverside)
Lineage: Eukaryota; Metazoa; Chordata; Actinopteri; Atheriniformes; Atherinopsidae
Source: the annotation of a GenBank genome assembly
AGCGGUUUAGGCUCCGUAACCCCCAGCUUAGGCAGGGCGCAUGCCCGCUCCUCUGCCUCCGAGUACCUGUUGGUCAGUCUGGAGCUUCUUAGCCCUGCUGUGUCUGGACACAGAUCACAGUGGAGAGUCGAACCAACAUGAGCUUUACCAUCGAGGAGAGAGGCAGGCCCAACACCCAGGAGUACAGGGUGUAUUUCAAAAACUCAGAGGGAAAAUAUAUCUCUCCCUUUCAUGAUGUACCCAUAUAUGCAAAUGAAGCGGAGAACAUUUUUCAUGCCGUUGUGGAAGUUCCAAGAUGGACAAAUGCAAAGAUGGAGAUAGCCACUAAGGAUCCUCUGAAUCCAUUAAAACAAGAUUUGAAGAAGGGGAACCUUCGAUAUGUAGCCAACGUGUUUCCCCACAAAGGCUACAUCUGGAAUUAUGGGGCUAUUCCACAGGCGAGUAGAUUUCACACAUGGGAAGACCCUAACCAUAAAGACAGUGACACAGGAUGCUGCGGAGACAACGACCCUAUUGAUAUCUGUGAUAUAGGAAGCAAGGUGUGCUCUCGGGGAGAUAUAAUCAAAGUGAAGGUUUUGGGAACUCUGGCUUUGAUCGAUGAGGGUGAAACGGACUGGAAGGUCAUAGUGAUCAAUACUGAAGACCCAGAAGCUGGCAACUUUAAUGAUAUCGACGAUGUUAGGCGGCUGAAGCCAGGAUAUCUGGAGGCAACUGUUGAUUGGUUUAGAAGAUACAAAGUCCCAGAAGGGAAACCUGAAAACCAGUUUGCUUUUAAUGGAGAGUUCAAAGAUAAGGACUUUGCCAUAAAAACAGUGAAAACCACACAUGAAUUUUGGAAGGCACUGAUAUCAAAGAAGAGCAAUGCUGGCGAGAUUAACUGCAUGAACAGCGGUGUCUCUGACAGUCCGUUCUGCUGCUCUGCUGGGGAUGCAGAGGCUGUGGUUAAAUCUGCAAGUGCUUUCGGACCCGAAGACCCUUUUCCAAGCUCAGUUGACAAAUGGUACUACUAUGAGAAGUGAGACUGUAAGACUGAAAACCCCCCAAGAAGAUUUCUGUCUUCAAUCCAGCUCAUGAGAUUUGCAGACUAGCAGUACAAAAAACCCACUGGAAUUGUGAAGCACAUUGUAACUUUCAGAGUGUGUGAAAGCAAUCGAAUGAUUUAUACAUGAUCUUUCUUGACAAUACGCAGAUAUCAAGUACACUAAAUAAUGUAGUGCAAUAAAUCAUGUUAAAUUGAACAACA